Molecule: messenger RNA, 2970 nt
Organism: Metschnikowia bicuspidata var. bicuspidata NRRL YB-4993
Lineage: Eukaryota; Fungi; Ascomycota; Pichiomycetes; Serinales; Metschnikowiaceae
Gene: KAP120
Product: Kap120p
Exons: 1
Coding region: 1-2970 (989 amino acids)
Biological process (GO): protein import into nucleus
Cellular component (GO): cytosol; nuclear envelope
Molecular function (GO): small GTPase binding
Source: RefSeq, a predicted model, not a curated record
AUGGCCAUAACACUCGAGGCUCUUUUGGAGGUGCUCAAUGCAGUCGAGCAGCCUGAUAGAGGCGAGGUGCAACAGCAGGCCGAGCAGCAGCUCAAAAUCUGGGAGGCCGAGCGUGGGUAUCACUAUCUUUUGCAGGAUAUUUACCUCAAAACAGAGUUGCCGCUCAGCAUCAGGUGGGUUGCGAUCAUCUGCUUCAAAAAUGGCGUGGAAAAGUAUUGGCGCACAUCGCGGACCAAUGCCAUCAGCAAAGACGAGAAGGCGCAAAUCCGGAACAGGGUCUUUGAUCUUCUCGACGAGAAAAACCCGCAGUUGGCCAUCCAAAAUGCACAUGCAGUGGCACGUAUAGUCAGAUUUGACAUUCCCUCAGAGUGGCCCGAUUUGUUUGACCAUGUCAGCAAGACUCUAGAGACGUAUGUGUUUCUGAAGAACAACUUGAUUGCGUCCAACAACCUCUUGGUGAUUCUUAACCAGGUCGUCAAGGCGGUGGCGAUGGUGCGUAUUGGCAGAGCCCGUCAUGCUUUUCAGAGCAAGGCGCCUCUUCUUUUGCCUGUCUUGGUGAAACUGUACUUGAAGCUUUUUCACUUGUGGACUUCUACGCUGGACUUAAGCGUGAUGGAAGUCUGCUACAUGUGCUUGAAAGUCCUUCGGCGCGUGAUCCCCGAAGGUUUCGAGCAGCCACAUAAAAACCAGGAUAUUGCUGAGUUUCUCAAGAUCUCAAUUGGCCAUUUACAGGGCUUGGUGAUGGAGCACGAGAAGUACUCCUCUGACCUUCUCGAGAAAUUCGUGAAACUGUACAGCAAACUCUAUGUCAACCUCAUCAACUCCAACCCCACAGGAUUUGUUCUCAUGCCUUGCGCACAGGAGAUCAUUUCGACGUUCAUGUCGUUGCUUCAAAACAAAGCUGAAACAAUCUAUGCGAGCUCCGAGGAAAAUGAUUUUUGGGCUGCAUUGGCACUCAAAGGCUUCUUGAUCUUGAAAAAAAUAGUGGCUUACGUGUACAAACAGGGCGCCGUCACGCUUAAGCAGCGCAAUGAUAAGGAAGAGGUUAACCACGCAAUCGCGCUUUUGAAGACGCAGCUAUUUACACCGCAGGUAAUCAUCGAACUUUGCGACUUGAUAAUCAAUUGGUACUUGCGUCUCAAACCUGCGGAUUUGGAGUCAUGGCUUCUUGAGCCUGAAGAGUGGACGAACGAGGAAUUGGGCUCCUCCUGGGAAUUUCAAGUGAGACACUGUGCAGAGAAUUUCUACCAGGAUCUCAUCAUGUACCUCAAUGAAGACCUUUCAGGUUACAUAUUGAACAAGAUCUCCAGUGGCUUGGCCAAUAACGAGUCUUUGGAAAAUAUUUUGAUCAAGGAUUCCACCCUCUGCACAUUCCAGUUGUCUGCCGACUCAAUCGCCGAUAAAGUGAGUUUUGAUCAGUUACUUACGCAAGUCUUUAUCCCCGAGGGCUUGCGUAAUGACCACGUGGAAAACAAGAUCAUUAAACGAAGAGUCUGCCUAAUAAUCAGCACUUGGGUUGUCGUCAAUUGUUCUAGACAAAGCCGAGUGGAGAUUUAUAAACUCUUGCUCAAUUUCAUGGAUGUAAACAACAAAAUCAACGACAAGGUUGUCAAGCUCACGGCAACUCAAAGUCUCAGAGUUGUGAUUAAUGACUGGGACUUUGCCAAGCAGGAUUUCCAGCCAUUCCUCAAGGACUUCGUUUCGCUGUUGAUUGCAAUGUUGGGCGAUCUCUCUUUCACAGAGUCCAAGCUUUACAUCUUGGACACUCUUGCUGCAUUAUUGGAAAGAUGCAACCCGUUGGUUGAUCAAGCAACGCUUGUUAAUAUUUUGCAAAUCGUGCCUGGGUACUGGGAGAAUUCUGGCGCAGAGAACAACGACGAGUCUAUACUCAAAACUUCUUUACUCAGGGUGUUGAAGAAUUUGGUCAUUUCGUUGAACCAAAACUCGACAGAGACACAUUUUAUCACGAUUCCAUUAAUCAAGAGUUGUUGCACUCAGUCGUCUGAAUACUACUACCUCUUGUCUGAGGACGGCUACGACCUAUGGUUGUCGAUUCUUCAGUAUUACCCCUCCGGAGCUGACAUCAAACCUGAGUUGAUCGAUUUCUUCGGCCUUGUACACCCGGCGCUCGUUGAUUCGACCGAAAUUUUGACCACUAUUUUGUCAAUCGCUAGAUCUUACGCUCUAUUGGCUCCAAAAACCUUUGAUUCUGAGUAUGGGGUUGAAAUUUUUCGCGUACUCUCAGGCUACAUCUCCACCAUGCGUGAUGACGCAUUCGAUGCUUUCAUCUCGAUGAUGGACAUCUUGUUUCUUCUGCAGAGCAAUGACGAUAUCUUUAUCAAUGGUCUUAUCAGUAGCGGUUUGAUGAACAGCAUGAUAGACUAUGUGUUCGAUGAAAAUCAAAGCAUUGUGCUUGCAAAUAAGAUAUUGGUUGUGGUGUCGAGAUUGGCUUGGAAAUCUCCCGCAGCCUUCUUUCAAAUCUGCAGUCAUUUAUCGCUUGAUGCUGCAAAGCUUAUGGAGAUUUGGGUCUCAUACUACAAGAACAACGGGAACCCACGCAACAAGAAGGUCAAUCUCUUGGCACUUGUAUCACUUCUUGCUUUCGCAGCUCCAAAAGAUUUGCAUGAUUUUGCCAAGCAUCUCGGAGAUACCUUCCGCAAGUGUUUUUUGUACUUAGAGGAAGUGAAGGAAGACGUAUCAGGAAAUAGCCAGGCUUAUAAGGGUGACUACAUCUAUAGUGAGGUCGACAACUACUCCUAUCUUGAUGCAGACAUCUUACCUCAUGGCGAGAAGAUCAGGUAUCUGAGCUUGCUUGAUAGCAAGGAUCCCGUUUAUACAGUGAACUUACGGGCAUUUUUGAAGGAAAAGAUUCUCGAGAUGAGGCAGGAGACAAACGACGAGACCUUCAACGGCAUGAUGUCAUUGAACGACCAGUACACCAAUGAGAAGCUUCAGGAGCUACUCUUCUAG